CGCGCGUUCUGGGGAUUCUACUUGGAGACUGAGAGGAACACUUUACCGUUUCAUCCUGCACAGUUGAAGGCAGCUGGCUUGUUUUUUGCUUCCUCGGACCCACUUGCAGAAACGGCACUCUUCCCGGGAGUCUGACAGAAACGUGUGCGUAGAGACAUUCCAAUCGUUUUUACGCACGGGAGCAAACGAGAUUUUAUUUGCACUUCUCUCAGCUGAUAGAAUCUGAUCAUCUUGGCAAGGUAAAGUCUAAUUGAGAGGCUUUUCCUUGCGCGAGGCAUCAGACAGAACUCCCCCGUUUCACGCGUAAUUUGGCACCAACCCGUUUUUCGUAUGAAUCUCCUCGACCCUUAUCUGAAAAUGACGGAGGAACAAGACAAGUGUCUCUCUGACGCCCCGAGCCCGAGCAUGUCCGAGGACUCCGCGGGCUCCCCGUGCCCCUCAGGCUCGAGCUCCGACACAGAGAACACGCGACCCUCAGAGAACGGGCUGCUCGGUGUGGAUGGAGACUUCAAGAAGGAGGAGGACGAUAAGUUUCCCGCGUGCAUCCGCGAUGCCGUGUCCCAGGUGCUCAAGGGCUACGACUGGACCCUUGUGCCCAUGCCAGUGCGCGUAAACGGAUCUUCUAAGAACAAGCCUCACGUGAAGAGACCCAUGAACGCUUUCAUGGUGUGGGCUCAGGCUGCGCGCAGGAAGCUGGCAGAUCAGUACCCACACCUGCAUAACGCAGAGCUCAGCAAAACUCUGGGGAAACUCUGGAGACUUCUCAAUGAAGGAGAGAAGAGGCCGUUUGUGGAGGAGGCUGAGCGACUCCGCGUGCAGCACAAGAAGGAUCACCCGGACUACAAGUACCAGCCCCGGCGGAGGAAGUCUGUGAAGAACGGACAGAGCGACGCGGAGGACGGCAGCGAGCAGACGCACAUCUCCCCCAACGCAAUAUUCAAAGCUCUCCAGCAGGCGGACUCUCCAGCCUCCAGCAUGGGAGAGGUGCACUCUCCGGGCGAGCACUCAGGCUCCCAGGGGCCUCCUACCCCCCCCACCACCCCAAAGACAGAUGUCAGCUCAGGCAAGAUGGACCUGAAGCGUGAAGGCGGGCUCCGAUCCCUGCCGGACGGACGCCAGCUCAACAUAGACUUCCGUGACGUGGACAUCGGCGAGCUGAGCAGUGACGUCAUCUCCCACAUCGAGACGUUCGACGUCAACGAGUUCGACCAGUACCUCCCCCCCAACGGCCACCCCGCCAUCCCUGGCAGUGCCACGCCGGUCACCUACACCGGCAGCUACAGCAUCAGCAGCGGGGGCCCGGUGAGCCCACAGGCUGCGGGGGCCGCGGCGGCAUGGCUGGCCAAGAGCCAAAACCAGCAGCACUCUCUGGCCCCCCUCAGCGGCGGGGGUGCAGAGGUGGCGCAGAGGACCCAGAUCAAGACGGAGCAGCUGAGCCCGAGCCACUACACCGAGCAGCAGGGCUCCCCGCAGCACGCCGCCUUCAGCCCCUUCAACCUGCAGCACUACAGCCCCCCCGCCUCCACCUACCCGGCCAUCUCCAGGGCGCAGCAGUACGACUACUCCGAUCACCAGGGUGGGGGCACCGCCGCCUACUACAGCCACGCUGGGGCAGGGCAGGGCUCGGGGCUGUACUCGACUUUCAGCUACAUGAGCGGCAGCAGCCAGAGGCCGAUGUACACGCCCAUCGCCGACAACGCGGGGGUGCCGUCCAUCCCGCAGAGCGGCCCCCAGCACUGGGAGCCGGCACCGGUCUACACCCAGCUCACCAGACCCUGAACACUUUGCUGCAGGGGAGAGGGGGCUCCCUGAAUCAGACACUUGAAGCGUAGGACAGCUGGACUUGUGAUUGGCUCACGCCGUGCCUUGCUAUCCUGAUAGAAACUAUAAAUAUAUUUUUAGAGAGAUGAUAGAAAACGAAUCCUCUGUGAGGACUUAUCCAUUGUUGGUAUUUCCGUAGGUACUGUGUAUGUUUCUUUUAUUUCUCCUUGCAGUUUGUAACCCCUGGGGGAGGGGGGGGGGGGAGGUCAUGAUUUGUACCUGUAGAUAAACACAAAGCUUUAUAUUUCAAACGUCUGUCCCUUCUCUCUGUGCCAGUCAGCGAGUAUGGUUUGUAUUUAAGCCGUUGAUUUGUUUUCUCAAAAAUUGUGUCAUGAUCCUCCGAAAAAGUGAUUAAGCAACACCGAGAGAGAGAUUUCACAAUGCCAUUUUUUAAAAAAAGGGGGGGGGGGGACUGCAGCCCUUUCCACCAGCCGUGCCUUGGAUUUUUUACAUUUUCUCCAAACUUUUUUGUAUGUGUGUGUGUGUGUGUGUGUGUGUGUGAUGGCCACAGCUGAGAUUACACUUACCGACCAACAGCGUGUGUUUGACAGCUACAGGAAGUCACCUUUGACCCGCCCACCCCCCCUCUGCAGUCUCCCACCAUGCUGGUCACCCUUCCCCCUCUCAAACCCAGUUAAAACUUUAUUUAUUUAUUAGCUUUAAUUUUAUUUCAAAGUAAUUAUUUUGCAUACUAUUCUCAUAACUAAUUAAAUGUUGUUUUUUGCAGUUUAGAUUGCAUAUAAUUCCCCCCCAACCCAGGGGGUUCUUAAAACGAAAUGGUACACGCUGUAAUCGUCUUUUUAUUGUUUAUUUAUCUUAUCUAAAUGUCUAUUUUAAGUAUGCCUUUUUCCGAGGGUCUGGGAGGGGGGGCGAGGGGGGGGCUAUCUAACGAAAUGUGUACCGAUUAUUUGUUAUUUGAGUUGGACUUUAAACUAUGGCUGGAAGAACUGGAAGUUCAGUUUUAAACUUUGUGUUUCGAUCACCAGAAGGACCGUCCUUUCUUUCUGCUCCGAUUCCCCGUCUCCUAAUAUCAAAAAUGUUCCCAAUUCUAUUUUUAUUCCUCCUUCUGUGAUCUCGCCAUGUAUUUGUACUGUCUUUAAAGAAUCUUUUGUAUAUGUAUUUGCAAUAAAAGAAGAAAAUGCGAUUAAAAACAGAA
Molecule: messenger RNA, 2977 nt
Organism: Eleginops maclovinus (Patagonian blennie)
Lineage: Eukaryota; Metazoa; Chordata; Actinopteri; Perciformes; Eleginopidae
Product: transcription factor Sox-9-A-like
Exons: 3
Coding region: 331-1779 (482 amino acids)
Biological process (GO): heart development; positive regulation of chondrocyte differentiation; chondrocyte differentiation
Cellular component (GO): nucleus
Molecular function (GO): DNA-binding transcription factor activity, RNA polymerase II-specific; RNA polymerase II cis-regulatory region sequence-specific DNA binding
Source: RefSeq, a predicted model, not a curated record